Molecule: messenger RNA, 1026 nt
Organism: Suillus clintonianus
Lineage: Eukaryota; Fungi; Basidiomycota; Agaricomycetes; Boletales; Suillaceae
Exons: 2
Coding region: 1-1026 (341 amino acids)
Biological process (GO): vacuolar transport; ubiquitin-dependent protein catabolic process; metal ion transport
Cellular component (GO): Golgi apparatus; endoplasmic reticulum; perinuclear region of cytoplasm
Source: RefSeq, a predicted model, not a curated record
AUGCCUGCACAUUACGCACCGCUGCCAACGCAGCAGUCAUCACGAGAUGCUGAUCGUGAACUUAACGAUGCCUUUGAGUCCGACGGUGAUUCAGAUGAUGAUACUCAUUUCGAACGCCCACCAUCGUCUAAUCGCCAACGUGCUAAUACCCAUUCCUCCAUCGCAGAUCCUCCAAAAAGCACGUCAGGUAGUACAACAGCUUAUGACUUUGAGCGGAAUUACGAUUACGACCGCCCGCCCCCUGGUUCUCCACCGCAGCCUCUAUCUACUACCUUGCCUAAUGAUAUAGGCAAUUCAAAUGGCGAAUUGCCAACCUCCCCCUUGGGGACCACAUUGCCUCGUCCAUCAUUCCUGCGCAGGGCAGUCGGGGCCAUCUUACCCACUCACUACGUCCGUGUACCGAACAAUGAACCGCCCGCUGGAGUGACGGGUGGAGGGAUACAGAAUGAUGGAGUGUUUUCAAAUGUCGUUGCCAAACCCGCCUCCUCAGUACAAAUCCAAUCUGAGGAUGGCAGCAUCUACAUGGUCCCUGAGGAGACACAGAGCACUGCUCCACCCGUAUCAGAUGCUGUUCCCCCAUAUUGGGAUACAAUCGUGCAUGCUCCUGCCGGAAUGGACACCGAUGCUGGGAUGAUCGUCGGCGAUCUUCCCUCAGGCUCUAUCCUAGCAUUCAUUUCGAACCUCUUUGUAUCAUUUUUCUUCCAGUUUAUCGGCUUCCUCCUCACAUACCUCCUCCAUACUACGCACGCCGCAAAGUUUGGCUCACGAGCUGGCCUUGGACUAACACUGAUCCAAUAUGGCUUUUACUCUCGUUCUGUAACGGAUAACAUACUUCCCGCCCCUGAUGGCAAUGGCACUCCUGAUGUCCUCAUGCUAUCCGCCCCGACUUCAUCAACCGCUCCCAUGCCUCAGGACAGUAACGUUGCUCUCAGCUUGUCUUCACGAGAGUGGCUAUCGUUCCUUUUAAUGACUCUCGGUGGGUGUGACCUAUCCUCAUUUUGUCUGUUUACUCACCCCGCUGUGUAG